Theileria equi strain WA is the source of this 393-nucleotide messenger RNA. RefSeq names its product DNA-directed RNA polymerase II 16 kDa subunit, putative. The record is from RefSeq and is a predicted model, not a curated record. Gene Ontology annotation, molecular function: nucleotide binding; translation initiation factor binding. Gene Ontology annotation, cellular component: P-body; RNA polymerase II, core complex. The coding region runs from base 1 to 393 and encodes 130 amino acids. Gene Ontology annotation, biological process: transcription initiation at RNA polymerase II promoter; mRNA export from nucleus in response to heat stress; nuclear-transcribed mRNA catabolic process, deadenylation-dependent decay. The transcript is spliced from 3 exons. NCBI's taxonomy places the organism in Eukaryota, Apicomplexa, Aconoidasida, Piroplasmida, Theileriidae.
AUGGAUUCUCACGCUCAAGAUAGCAAUAGGAUCGACUUGGAUCCAGAAUUCAAGAACUCCAAGUGCCUGAACCUCUGCGAAUUGCACCUCAUUCUAGGAGAUCAGCUCAGGCUCCACCAAAAUCGAAAUGAUAACGCCCUGCAGCUCAUCAAGGCAUCGCACGAGUACGCCAGCAGAUUCGCGAUUCUCAAGUACCGUAACGCCAUCGUCGAUGUCAGAACAACCAUUGAACGUGACGGAUGCUUGCACGAAUUUGAAAUGGCAAGCAUAGUAAAUUUGCUGCCAAAAUCGGUGGAUGAAGCAAAGUCGCUCAUUCCCUCGCUAUGUAGAAUACCAGACGAUCGCAUAAAUAGCAUUCUAGAACUACUGGAAAGCUACAGACUACAAACAUAA